AUGGUUCGUUCAAGGCCUAUUGUCCAAGAUCUUCUCGCCGAUCUCCCAACCGACGCCGAAGCCGCACCAGUGCAAUCAAUGCUUCCCCCCAAACCAAAGAAAGUGAAAAAGGCUCAGCCUAAGGCCAAGGCUACAGAUGCUGAGGCUGAGGAUGCUUUGCCGAUUUCUAAACUUGCAGAAAGCAAAAGAUCAACACCAAGAGAUGAAGAUGUCCACCUCUAUCCCCUUCCUCGAACAAUUAAAGAGGGCAAGAGAACAGAUCUGAAAAAACUUCUUGGCCUCCCAAUCCUCAAACGAAAAGCCCCACUUUUACUAAAUUUCAUCCCUACAUACAAGUCCACUUUACCCGACGUCCCAAGAAAAAGGAAGAAGAGUCUUUCUCCACCCACAGCCACAACCUUAACUGCUUCCACAUCCCGAACUGAUCAAGAGUCCACAUCUGACCCCGCCGACCUUCCAUCAACUUCGGCCCCUUACUUGAUACCAAUUCCUGAACAUAAACGCCGACGAAGGCUAGUAAAGACUGCUGAGAUGGUUCGUUCAAGGCCUAUUGUCCAAGAUCUUCUCGCUGAUCUCCCAACCGACGCCGAAGCCGCACCAGUGCAAUCAAUGCUCCCCCCCAAACCAAAGAAAGUGAAAAAGGCUCAGCCUAAGGCCAAGGCUACAGAUGCUGAGGCUGAGGAUGCUUUGCCGAUUUCUAAACUUGCAGAAACUCUUCUUCUACCAAAUGACUUGGAGCGAAAUGCCAAGUUUAGUGAGUAUGAAAAUUACGCUCUUAUGCUUCAACAUUCUGCUCAAGCUAUUCAACAUGCCCACUCAUUUUCAAUGCAAUCCUUUGAAAAUCGUCAAAGGUUGGUUGAUAUGAAAAGGGAAGCAUCCUCUAUGAAGAGAGAGAUCAAAUCUCUUGAAGCAAAAAUGAAAAAGUUGGAGGAUCAAGCCGAGGCUGCAACCAAAGCUCAAACUCUAGCUCUUGAGAAAGCCGAAGCUGCUGAGGCCGUUAGAAAAGUUGCUGAGGCCGAGAAAAGAGAGGCUGAGGCUGGGAAAGCUCAAGCGGAAAAAGAACUCCAGCAGGCUCUGGCCACCAAAGAGGCCGAGGUCAAGGAGGCCGAUGAAAAGGCUUAUGCGCAAGAAAGGAGUGUUGAGUCAACAAUCGCUGAGAUUGAUGCCGAGAUAGAAGCGGAGAAAGUGGCCGAGGAGAUUCCACCUGAAUCGUUCGAGGUCCCAGUUCCUGCUGUUGCUGAUGCACAAGAGUCUUGA
Camellia sinensis is the source of this 1257-nucleotide messenger RNA. Lineage: Eukaryota; Viridiplantae; Streptophyta; Magnoliopsida; Ericales; Theaceae. The record is from RefSeq and is a predicted model, not a curated record.